Messenger RNA from Opisthorchis viverrini, 1095 nucleotides. RefSeq lists its product as hypothetical. Gene Ontology annotation, cellular component: mitochondrion; membrane. The record is from RefSeq and is a predicted model, not a curated record. Gene Ontology annotation, biological process: mitochondrion organization. NCBI's taxonomy places the organism in Eukaryota, Metazoa, Platyhelminthes, Trematoda, Opisthorchiida, Opisthorchiidae. The transcript has 5 exons. The annotation marks the transcript as partial.
AUUUGCAAACGGUGAACCUGACUUUGCGUGUACUGUCGCGACCGGAAGUCAACAACCUGCCCAAGAUUUACCGGAAUUUGGGAACGGACUAUGAUGAACGAGUGUUGCCGUCAAUCGUCAACGAGGUUCUUAAAGCCGUCGUGGCUAAGUUUAAUGCCAGUCAGCUUAUCACUCAACGCCAGCAAGUAUCGCUGCUUAUUCGAAAGCAGCUUGUUGAACGUGCACGGGACUUCAAUAUUGUGGUCGAUGACGUGUCUAUCACUGACUUGAGUUUUUCACAAGUCUACUCGGCUGCGGUCGAAGCGAAGCAGUACCUUGAUAAUGAUAACAGUAGUACUAAUCGUUCAGCUGUAACAUCCUUUCAGUGCCUAGCUCCCAUGCCACCUGAGGGCAGCACGAGUGCUGGGAUACUGCCAUCUUGCUCAGGUCUAGGCGGGGAAAGUCAAGAGGCGGAGAUUGCUUUGCAAGAAGCUCAGCGCGCGCAAUUUCUUGUGGAACGAGCGAAACAAGAGCGCCAGCAAAAGAUUGUCACUGCUGAUGGUGAAGCGCAAGCAGCCAAACUGAUUGGUGACGCUCUGUCCGCCAAUCCCGGUUAUUUGAAGCUACGAAAAAUCAAGGCGGCAACACAGAUUGCUCGCACGGAGGCGAGAUGGCCCAAGUCGUUAGAGCGCGAAUUUACUGACCGGAAGGUCCGUGGUUCGAACCCGUCCUCUGCCUCUCGACUUCCCUUGUUUAGGCUUGGGCGACCUGGCAGUACCCUAGCUUUCGUGCCUCCUUCGUGUGGCAUGGCAGCUAGGCACCGAAGGGGUGCUACAGCUGAACGAUUAGGAGCCAUGUUACCUGGUCACGAGCGUUCGUCAGUCCGCCCUUCACUGCUAUGCCACCUCAAGGAUGCCCUGGGGGCGAGUUGGCCCAAGUGGUUGGAGCACGAAUUUACUGACCGGAAGGUCCGUGGUUCGAAUCCGACUUCCACCACUCGACUUCCCCUGUCUAGGCUUGGGCAACCUGGCAGUAUCCCAGCCCUCAUGCUUCCUUCGGGUGGCGUGGCAGCUAGGCACCGGAAGGGUGCUACAGCUGAACGCUUUCCUGGUUGCU